Cynoglossus semilaevis (tongue sole) is the source of this 1792-nucleotide messenger RNA. RefSeq names its product forkhead box Q1a (gene foxq1a). Lineage: Eukaryota; Metazoa; Chordata; Actinopteri; Pleuronectiformes; Cynoglossidae. The coding region runs from base 654 to 1505 and encodes 283 amino acids. The record is from RefSeq and is a predicted model, not a curated record. Gene Ontology annotation, biological process: cell differentiation; anatomical structure morphogenesis; regulation of transcription by RNA polymerase II. Gene Ontology annotation, molecular function: RNA polymerase II cis-regulatory region sequence-specific DNA binding; DNA-binding transcription factor activity, RNA polymerase II-specific. The transcript has a single exon.
ACGAUCAUCUUCUACCUCACUGACUUCAACACUGCUCUUCAAAAUGGAACAAAACGUUCCCUGUGACGAGAAUGUAAAACAUCUCUGAUGGUGUGUGAAAGGGAGACGGUUCUAGCUGUAAACACACUGCUGCUUGAAUUUGACAAAUGAUAUAGUGAACCAUACCUGCAGGCACCGCACCUUAGAAAUACAAAGGAAAAAUACGCCACCUGGUUGUCUCAGGUGAAACAGUCCCAAGGUGAUUGGCCGAUCAUGUUUCCCAGGUGAGACAGUCAUAAAGCUGCACUGAAUGGGAAUUCGGCUGAGCUGUCUUCUCCCAUUAAUAGCAAAUGCUUUUCUUUGGAGUCAUGACGACACGUUUAUUGUGAUCCAUUGUUUGAUUAGAGAAUAUCGCGUGUACAAUGGAAAAAUAUUGGAUGAUGCUCUAAUUCAUUUAGCCCCGCCCGCUUGGGGUUGGUCUUGAGGUAAGUCGGCUAUAAACUGCUGCUCUCACACACGCUGAAGGUGAGAUGGGCUGCAGUCCACAUGUAGGUAUGACAGCAGCAGCGCAAAUCUUUGGAUCUCAUUCAAAACAGUCUCCAUCCUGACACAGCCAGGUCACGUGGAGAGCAGCGGGCAGAGCAACAUCACAGAGGAUCAACACAGAGAACGGGAUGAAGCUGGAAGUGAUGUGCGGGAGCCACUAUGAUAUCAAAUAUUUGGAGAUGUCGAGUGAUGCAGAUGGGGGGAGUGUGCGCUCCUCUCUCUCUGCUGAGGAGGAGCUGGGCUCGGAUGGAGACUGCGUGGCUCACAGCCCGUCACCUGUCACUGCGUGCGUCGGCAACAUCAAGUCCAAGCCCUACACACGGAGACCCAAACCCCCGUUUUCCUACAUCGCUCUUAUCGCCAUGGCCAUCCGGGACUCUCCCUGUGGUCGCUUGACUUUGGCUGAAAUAAACGAAUACCUGAUGAAAAAGUUUCCCUUCUUCAGAGGCAGCUACACUGGUUGGAGGAACUCCGUGCGGCACAACCUGUCUCUGAACGACUGCUUUCUCAAAGUGCUGCGGGACCCCUCCAGGCCGUGGGGCAAAGACAAUUACUGGAUGCUGAAUCCCCACAGCGAAUACACGUUUGCUGAUGGCGUGUUUCGGCGCAGGAGGAAGCGUAUUAACAAAAAGCACAGCGCCGAGCAGGAGGUGUCCGAGCGCGCAGAGGAGCCGCGGAGCAGCGCGCAGCCCGCGGCCGUGACCACGACUGACUCAUGUCCUAAAUUCACGAGUUCGUUUGCAAUAGACAGCAUUCUGAGCAAGCCCUUCAAGAGAGACUUGAACAAGGAGGUUUUCCCUGUCCUCCCUGCGUUCACCUGGCCGCACUACACUGACCUGAUGACGCCUCAUUCGAACACACUCGCCUCAUUCCCGUGCGUAAAGACGCCGUGCCAUGUAAACCCCUGCGCCGCUCCGCAAGUGGCAAACGACUAUGGCUAUGGGCUGGUCUCACAGACAGUUUUCCAGUACCAGAGAUAAACUCUGUUUUUGUUAUAAUAAUAAUUAUUAUUGUUAUUGUGAACGUGCACUGAUGAUGGACACAGAGGGUGGACAUGACCAAACACCAAAGCUCCUCCGUCUGUGUUGGGAUUACAUGGCUUCGAUAUUAUUCUGGUGACAUGGUGUUACAUCUGUUUGUACCUCUGGUCAUUUACUUUUAAAGCACUAUCAGAAUUGAUAUUGAAUUUAUACACAUUUCUUUGUCGAGCUGUUACUGAAUUAAUGACAUGUUUUGAUGGUGUUUCAAUAAAUGUAUUUCGACUGUA